Molecule: messenger RNA, 1087 nt
Organism: Glycine soja
Lineage: Eukaryota; Viridiplantae; Streptophyta; Magnoliopsida; Fabales; Fabaceae
Product: protein phosphatase 1 regulatory subunit INH3-like
Exons: 3
Coding region: 483-842 (119 amino acids)
Cellular component (GO): nucleus
Molecular function (GO): protein serine/threonine phosphatase inhibitor activity; protein phosphatase 1 binding
Source: RefSeq, a predicted model, not a curated record
UUUUUAUGCUUUAUCUGGACGAUAUUAUUUUCUCACUUGUUUGUAAUUAAGGGUGUGGGUGUCCAAAGUCCAAACUAUAAAUAAACCAAAUGGAACUACUCUCAAGGCAACGCUAGAAAGAAUGUAACUAAAACUAUUCUAAUUGCGUCUCAGUUUCUCUCAGGUUGGCUUCCCCUCUCCCCUAUCGCUCUCUCCCUAAUCGCAUCUCAACUUGUCGUCGUCGGUGAUUCAUUCUCCCUAAUCAUAACCCUAAUCGCAUCUUAAAUCGAACUCAAUCAGAGACAAAACAAAGUUGUUGAUUCUGUUACAAAACAUAGCACGGUGGACAAACGUUAAACAAGGCUACAGAUCUUUGAUUCAGUUGAAAGCAGAUUGAAGGGGAGUAAAACAGGAACAGAGCAACCUGCAGAAUUACUCUAUCAAGGUGCCAUAAACUUGCUAUAUCCGUGUCUCCAAUCUCUUUGAACCGUGAGAGAACAGCCAUGGACAGACGCACGAACACCACCAGGCCAGUGGCAUUGUCUUCCCCUUCUAUCACUGCCACCACCACCAUAACAAUUUUGAACUCGGAGCCAUCAUCCUCUUCAUCUCAGCAGGAACAACAGCAACCAGAAGUCCUCUUCCUCCCCCUCAAUCGCAAGAAGAAGAAGGUCUCUUGGAAAGAGGGCACUGUAGACAACGAGUUCAUGCAGAAGAAGAGUUCCAAGAAGUGCUGUAUCUUCCAUAAACAGAAGCCCUUUGACGAAGAUGAUAGUGAUGAGGAUGAACAUCACUCUGAUGAACACCCUCACGAUAGUGGGUUUUGCUGUAAGAAUCAUGAUGAAGCUGGCCCAAGCAGUUAGGGAACUGAUUAAGCUGAGAGGUUAUUAAUGAACCAAAAGAGGCAUAUAUUUUGUAGAGUAAAUGAUUCAAGAAACCCUUGAACUUGAGUUUGUAAGUCAGGAAAUAUUUAAAAUCACGACAUUGGAACUAGAGGAACAUUCAGUUUCAGUUUGAGUGUCACAAAUAAUUGGCCUAGUUUACUACCAAAUUGGUUUCACUAACUUUUGUCGUAAAUGCAGUUGUUAAAAGAUUUAAAAUGUAAUCA